This is a messenger RNA of Mytilus californianus (California mussel), 2663 nucleotides long. RefSeq lists its product as uncharacterized. The coding region runs from base 98 to 1228 and encodes 376 amino acids. The transcript has 8 exons. The record is from RefSeq and is a predicted model, not a curated record. NCBI's taxonomy places the organism in Eukaryota, Metazoa, Mollusca, Bivalvia, Mytilida, Mytilidae.
UCUAGUUAUUGAUCAAUAGUUUCAUCGGCAUUCAGAUUGAUCCGAAUCAGAAUUACGGUAUAUAUUGGAAUAUUGAGAUCUUAUUGUAUUGAGAAACAUGGCAUCAUAUGGCGAGGUGGUCAUAGCAGUGGUGUUAAUUCUAUCACACCAGGUUUUGAUGAAACCUACUGAAGUAGAAAAGGAAAACAAAGAGGUGAUCAACUUGGAAAAGGAACUGGAAUCUCAAAAGCCAACAAUCACAAAAUCAUCAGAUAACAGCGAGGACAAAGACGAUGGAGAAUGGGGGAAUGCUGCCAAAGGAAUAGAUGUAGGAAAUGUUAUCAGAGAUGUUUUGUUGACGCUCAGAGACCAUCCAGAAAUCGUCAGAAAGCUAAUAGCUGGCGAGGAAAGGAAUCUAGCAGAACAGGUUUUAUCAUCAGAACACGACACAGGGUCUAAUAAGGAUGAUAUAGUUCUUCCGGUUGAUUUACCUCCACGUGACUUUCAGUUACCUCCACCACAACUUCAACAGGCUCCAAAGAAGGUUGUAAAAAAGAUGGGAUCUUACAAUGAAAUUAACAAAAGACAAAAAGAGAAACCAGAAGAGACCAUAGACAUGACAUUUCCAGUAGAAGGUGGUUCGUUUGAAGCUGGUGAUAUAAUAAACCAGGAUUCGAAUGAAAUGAAACUGAUUAAAGAUAUAGAUGACACGGAACAGCUUAAGGAGGGUGGUUCCAAUCAAAUAACAUAUCCUGAUCUAAAACGAAACGAGGACUCAUCGAAAUCAGAGGAAGCCUCUAAAUCCGAUGAAAGCAAUGCCUCAGAAGAAUUGUCUAAAGCAGAAUACUGGAAGACAUACAAAAAUUAUGGAAAUCAGAGACACAAACCAAGGCAGCACAAAUCUCGUCAUUGGAUGGAUCAUAAAGAUAAAAAUGGAGAUGAAAACUCACACGAAAUUUUAAGUAAAGCUGAAUUCUGGAAGAACCAUAGAGCAAACAACGAGAAACAAAAGAAUGACAAGAGCAAAGGUGAUUUCUGGAAGAAUUAUGGAAAACAAAAGGACAGUGGAAGCAAUUCAGAGGACAAAGAUAAUGUAGACAGUCCAGAACUGGGUGAUACUGACAGCAGUGAUGGAUCUUCUAAAGACAAAACGGCUAGUAGUAGGUCAUCUGAAAGCAAAGCCAGUGAUGAAAAUGAGCUUGAUCUGUACAAGUUGACAAAGGAAGAGAAGCACAGAUCUGUAAUGUAAAAGUGAAAAAAGACAAACAUCAUGGAUUCACAUAGCACUUGAUUCACAUAUCAUGUUUUACUUAUGCCAAAGAACUGUUACCACAGAAUUCAGGAUAUCAUUUAACAUAGAAGAUGAGAGAUCUCACUACUUUUAAGAAAAUACAUAAAUUCUGAAAAUUAUAAAUUGUCUAUUAUGAAAUAUACUUUUGUUUAACAUAAAAAACAAACCUGAUUUUCCAUACUUUGUGGUGCAAUCGUCUAGUGCUGAUAUAACCCUUGCACUUAACACUAUUUUCCAGUAUUGUACCCUAAGUGUUAAUAUUGUAUGUGAUAUAUCUAUGGAUGGAUCUUUGUCAUGCAAUAUAUCAAAUAAUGGUGUUAAGCAUCCCAAAGGGGAAUUAACUAUGUAAUUAACAAUUUAACCAAGAAUUUUCCAUGUCAUAGUGUAAACUCAAUAUAGUAUUCCAAAUGUUAAAAUAGUAUGUGAUAUAACAAGGACAUAUUUGGAUCUAUGUCAUGCAAUGUAUCAAUUAAUGGUGUUAAGUAUCCAAAAGGGGAAAUAACUGUGUAAUUGACAAUUAAACCAAGAAGCAAAUGUAAGAAACAAUUGCAGGAGUACCAUAUAGGACUAAUCUUAUUCUAACAGAAAAAAAUAUGAUCCACUUAGAAUCUAAUUCAAGUAAAAGUUAAAACCAAAUUAAGCAUUUACUUUGCAUAUAUUUUCUUAUCCAAGUUAAGUUAAAGUCUUGACAGUCUAAAAGAGCUUAUUUCUUGCCUAAAAAUGUCUGUUUCAAUUACCAACCUGUACAUUAACAACUGGAAAUAUAUUUUAUAUCUUGCCAAUGAACACCUUAAGAUUUAUGUGCACAUUUUUAAUAUUCAAAUAAAGGGAUUUUUAAUGUUCACAUUUUAGAUAAUUUGUAUUUUAAAACAUGCACAUUUCUAGAAUAUUCAUAUCUAAAUGUAAAAUUUUAAGAGAACAUUUUUAGAUUUUCAGAAGGAGGAAGGAUUCCGUUGUUUACAUCAUGUUUGCAUUUUUCAUAUUUGUUUAUUUUUAUAAUCUUUAAAUGUUGUUAUUUCUUGUUAUAUCUUUACCAGCUAUAAAAUAGCUACUUGUUAAAAUACAUUUUCCCAGGAUGCAUUGUUAAAAAUACAUUUUCCCAUGAUGAAAAUUGGUAUUACACCCCUCUUUUUUAUAACAAAAAAUAUAGCAUAUUUCUCAAAUAUCUAAAAAUAAAUAAAUGCCCUUGAUUGUUCUUUACAUAUCAAAACUUGUUAACUGGUACUUUGUACAAUUUGAUCUGCUUUGGAUACUCCUUUUGAUGUUUCGGAAGUAACAACCAGAUUUGAAGCAUUUUUAUUGAGUGGUUGUUUUUCUGGCCUUAUAUCUAAUCUGUAUUUCUUAACAAUUGUCUGUAAUAUAUUAAUAUAAAUUCUUUUUAAAUGUUUUAAAA